CCCGUCAUCAACUUGUAAUUUUAUUCAAUACCAAGGAACAGAUGAAAAUUGAAUAAAUGAAUGAAAAUCAUGUGGAAAAAGAGAAUUUGUUUAAAAUUGUUCAAAGGAAAUCGAUGUUUUUGUAAUUCAAUAUAGUUUGGUAAAUUAGAUAUACAAACGAAAUUUAUGUUAUUUAAAAGGAAUUAGAUUCGUAUAAAAAAUGCCCGGAAUUAUGUUCUGCAACGAUGACAACAGCGUUUGGAAUGAUGCAUUGAAAGGGAUGAAAGCUGCACAUGCGGGACUGUUCAUAUCUAUAGAAAAGAGAUUGGUUUUACUUAACAAGGAUCGCGGGAACCGAGUAGCGGUCCUGACGGGCUGUGGUUUCGGACAUGAACCUUUUCCUAUGGGUUUUGUCGGUGAGAAUUUCUUGACUGGUUGCGUUUUGGGUUCAGUAUUCUCCGCGCCAACGGUGCCGCAGAUCUUAAACGCUAUAUUUAACCUGAGCAGAUGGAAUAGUGGAGGUAUUAUGAUCAUUGCAUUGAACUAUGUAACUAUCUCGCUGAACUUUCGACUCGCUGCUAAAAGAGCAAUGGAUGCAGGCAUAAAGGUGAAAAUGGUCGUUAUGACAGACGAUUGUGCUCUUGAACGAAACCAUAUUAAAUACGUUUACGAAAAUAUGAUGGUGAAAAGAGGUCUUUGCGGAGUUAUUAUCUGUGCUAAAAUACUCGGAGGAAUGUCGACGGCAGGAUUCGGCUUGGAUCAGGUCUACCACCACGGGACCAUGAUCAAGUUGCGGACCGCCACCAUCUCCGCCUGCUACAGCUGCUGCCAAAUGCCCAAUUCCUGUCAUCCGGCCCUUCAGAUCAAGAACUACGAGAUCAUCAUUGGAACAGGAGGGCAUGCAGAAGACGGCCUUAAACGUGUAGAGAUGGGACCUUUAAAUUACAUUGUUUCGCUGAUGGUAGAACAAAUUUUCGACGUUUUCUUGAUUUCUCCUGGUGACAAAGUUCUCCUAUUUUUGAACAACUGUGGAGUCUGCACAGAAACAGAAAUGUACAUCUUGGCCAGAGAGGUUGAACUACAGCUUGCUCCGAAAGUGUUAGUGCUUAAGACGAUAGUAGGCAAGUUCUAUACCUCUUUGGACAUGAAAGGGUUCCAGAUCUGCCUCACCAAUGUCACUUGCAACGAGUCAUGGCUUCGAUAUAUGGAAUUCGGAACGGACGCGUUCGCAUGGCCUUCGUUCAAUUUAGCCAAUUUCCCAACACAAAGGGUUGAUCAUGAACCCAUUGGUGUACAACCAUUCAGAUUCUCAAAGCGAGACGGCUGGAAGUUGAAUUAUGCACUAGCCCAUAUUUUUGGUGAUUGUAUUCAAACCUCAUGUAUCGCCCUUAAAAAAAACGAAAAUGAAAUAAAUGCAAUGGACGCUGUGUUUCGUACUGGCGACGUUGGGACAAAACUGAAAUCCUUUGCAGUCAGAGCCUUAAAAGAUAUAAAAGGAGCCUCCUUGUUGAUGGAUAUGUCGAAAACAUUUAUGCUGAUGGCCCAAAUCGCCGAGGAAGAGGUAGACACCAUCUUGGGAGAAGUGUUGGCCGUUCUGUUUACUGGAGCAGCUCAAGGGACCUCCAGCUGGGAAAGUGUUUGGAACCAGGCUUUGGAUACGCUAUCAAUGUAUACAACAGCGCGGAUAGGCCAUCGCACUUUGUUGGACGCACUGGUCCCAGCAUACAGGGCUUACAAGACUGUAGUAUCUGAAAACGGACAACGUUUUUGGGUUAAAGCAUUAAAGAACGCUACUAGUGUUGCUAAAGAAUGGUGUGAAAAAACUAAACACAUGGCACCUAAAACUUGGAUAGUGAAACAUGGUGAACCGGGUUUGGUACCUCCACAUAAUCUUCCUGAUCCUGGUGCUUUCGUGGUCACGCUUUGGUUGGAUGCAGUUACCCACGAAACAACGAAAAAACGGAGAUUCAGCGCAGUUGUUAAAAAGAAUGUUGUUAUAUCACGAAAAAAUAAAUAAAACUGUUAUUUU
This is a messenger RNA of Nezara viridula (southern green stink bug), 2008 nucleotides long. Lineage: Eukaryota; Metazoa; Arthropoda; Insecta; Hemiptera; Pentatomidae. The record is from the annotation of a GenBank genome assembly.